Molecule: messenger RNA, 944 nt
Organism: Tyto alba (common barn owl)
Lineage: Eukaryota; Metazoa; Chordata; Aves; Strigiformes; Tytonidae
Gene: BTF3
Product: basic transcription factor 3
Exons: 6
Coding region: 147-635 (162 amino acids)
Cellular component (GO): nascent polypeptide-associated complex; cytosol
Source: RefSeq, a predicted model, not a curated record
GCGGCGCGCCGUGCCUUCCUUCCGGCCGCCAUCUCGCUCGCCUCCGCGUGCUGAGCCCGGUGCCGCGGCCCUCGCCUUUCCCUCCGCUCCGGCGCCGCCGCUUCUGCCCCGGGAAGGUGCAAAGGAGGCGGCGGGGGGUGAGGGGGAUGAAAGAAACGAUCAUGAACCAAGAAAAGCUCGCCAAGCUGCAGGCCCAAGUGCGCAUCGGUGGCAAGGGAACUGCCCGCAGAAAGAAGAAGGUUGUCCACAGAACAGCUACAGCAGAUGACAAGAAACUUCAGUUUUCGUUGAAGAAGCUGGGAGUCAACAAUAUUUCUGGAAUUGAAGAGGUAAACAUGUUUACCAACCAAGGAACAGUCAUUCACUUCAAUAACCCUAAAGUUCAGGCAUCUCUGGCUGCUAACACUUUCACUAUUACCGGCCAUGCUGAGACAAAGCAGCUGACAGAAAUGCUUCCUAGCAUCUUAAAUCAGCUCGGAGCUGACAGUCUGACCAGCCUGAGGAGAUUGGCAGAAGCCCUACCCAAGCAGUCUGUGGAUGGAAAAGCACCACUUGCUACUGGUGAAGAUGAUGAUGAUGAAGUUCCAGAUCUUGUUGAAAACUUCGAUGAAGCUUCGAAGAAUGAAGCAAACUGAACUGUCAUUUUCUGAAAAAAGUUGAAACUUGAAAAAGCUACAUGGAGCUGCUAUUUUGUAUUGUGACUGCUUUGAUUUUUUUUUUUCUGAUGGAUCUCAAGAUCUGUGAUAUUUGGAAACUCCUUGAACCUGCAGCUCUUUAGUUACUGCUUGUACACAAUAUUAUUUUUGUGGCCUGAUUGAACAAACCUGUGCUUUGAAAUAAGUCAGCUAAUGAAUCUCUGCCUAGACAUAAUUUUUGAGUAACUUGUAUACAAGCAAAACCCUAUCUUUAAUGAACUUUGGCAUACAAUAAAAAUAGAAAAGAAA